Dendrobium catenatum is the source of this 1703-nucleotide messenger RNA. Its product is annotated as UPF0481 protein At3g47200-like. The transcript has a single exon. Bases 66 to 1682 code for a protein of 538 amino acids. The record is from RefSeq and is a predicted model, not a curated record. NCBI's taxonomy places the organism in Eukaryota, Viridiplantae, Streptophyta, Magnoliopsida, Asparagales, Orchidaceae.
UCCUCUCGUUCUCGGCAUCCAGUGAAGACCUCUCGUUCUCGGCAUCCAGUGAAGACCUCUCGUUCAUGGCAUCCAGUGAAGACAUGGUUUCCCUCUUAGACGAGCAGCUGAUUGUCUUCUACAUCCUCACCCUCAAGUUGAAGGAAGCCAUCGGAGCUAAUCUCUGCAUACCCCAGGCAAACCCGAUAGCCAGGCCUAUUCCCCUCGGUUUGUACAAGUACAAUUCCGCGUUCAAACCCCUUCUCAGGUCUCAGCCGCUGCCACUGCCGCCGCCUCCUCCUCCGCCACCGCUGCCAAGGAUCAUCUCGAAAUUCCAGGAAAAGAUCAGCCAGGCCCGACGAGACGAGGCUUCCUCCCACUGGGUGACCCAAUCCAUCUAUCGCGUCCCCAAAUCCCUCCGUGACGUUGAUCAGACCGCCUACACCCCGAAGAUCGUCUCCAUCGGCCCCUACCACCGCGGACGCCGCCCCUUCCGCACCAUGGAUCGCCACAAAUGGCGCUCCCUUUACCACGCUCUCGACCGAACUGGCCACGACGUCAGCCUUUACCUCGACGCCGCCCGCUUGCUCGAAGACCGUGCCCGCUCCUGCUACGAGGCUCCCAUCUCCCUGUCCUCCGACGACUUCGUUGAAACUCUCGUCCUCGACUCCAUAUUCACCCUCGAGCUCUUCCUUGGCUUUGCCCACGGCUUCCAAGGUCUCAACUACUCCCCCAACGACCCCGUCUUCGCCGUCCGCGGCAUCAUGCACUUGCUCCAGCGCGACAUGAUAAUGCUGGAGAAUCAGCUCCCUCUCUUCGUCCUCGACUGGAUCCUUGCCGUCCAGGAGGGCUGCGAGCCUUCUAGCUCAUACCGCGUGGCUCCCCUCGCGCUCCUCUUCUUCAACCCCCUUAUGCCCAUCGAGGAGAUCCUCCGUCCCAUGGUGACUGCUAAUCCUCCCGACGACAGAAGAGCCCUACAUUGCCUCGAUCUCUUCCGCCACAGCCUCCUACCGCUCCGCACGCUCCUCACGCCAGCUUCCGGUCCACGGCCGAGCUUCCCUAGCGAGCAAUCCGCACCGCCAGUUGAAAUCGCUAGCCCAACGCUUUUCUCCGCCUCUCGCUGGCUUCCAAUCGCCCAAAAGCGGCGUCGGCAGCUCAUUCACUGCGUUGCUGAUCUCCGCGACGCCAGCAUCAAAUUCUGGCGCCGGACAGACGUCCAGUUUUGGGACAUUAAGUUCGAGGAAGGCGUCCUGUACAUCCCUCGCAUUUUUAUUCACGACGGGACCAAAUCCCUAUUCCUCAAUCUGAUGGCCUUCGAACAGUGCAAUUUUAAGUGUCGCAAUCACAUAACAGCUUACCUUACAUUUAUGAAUAACCUCAUUAACUCCGAGGUGGAUGUUGGGCACUUGCACGACAAUGAAAUUAUCGAAAAUUUGCUCGGGAGCGAUAGGGAGGUGGCCCAUAUGUUUAACCGGCUUUGCAAGGAGGUAGUGUCCGACAUUAAUGAUUGCUACUUGUCAGAGCUAUCGGAGCAGGUAAAUCUCUACUAUAAUAAGAAAUGGAAUACAUGGAGAGCUAGUUUUAAUCAAAAGUAUUUUAGCAAUCCAUGGACUUUCAUUUCUUUGAUGGCUGCUAUUGCACUGCUUUUGCUUACUGCUUUGCAAACAUUUUAUACGGUUUAUCCAUAUUACAAGAAGAAUUAGAGUGCAUUUUCUUCUAGAUGA